Vigna unguiculata (cowpea) is the source of this 1286-nucleotide messenger RNA. RefSeq lists its product as uncharacterized. The record is from RefSeq and is a predicted model, not a curated record. Lineage: Eukaryota; Viridiplantae; Streptophyta; Magnoliopsida; Fabales; Fabaceae.
CUUAACAUAUUACACAUAGCAUACCUCAACAUUCCCGGCACCUAAUCCAAAUUUGCAGGACACUGAUGGGCCAUAGAUCACAAUCAUCCUACGCAACACCUUUUUUUCAUUCUUCUCCAAUAUUUACGAACACUUUCAUCACACCAGGGACGAAUACCACACACAAAACGACAUACUUGCCACCCUAUUUCAUGUGCAUUUUCAUUUUUCCUCAUUGCUUCUUGUCUUUUCCAUAUCCCCACAAUAAAUGCAUCCUUCCUUUCACCCCAACAAUUCACUCUCUUCCUUAACUAACAUUAGCUGUGCAAGACCAACUUCACUCAUGGAACCACCAAAACCACCUUUGAGCCUUCCCUCAACAAUAAUGUUUCUUCUUUGAACAACCAAACACUUGGUUUCCAACGUAGUAAUGGGUUGUUGUGUGAGUUGCAGUCACAAAACCUCGACCUCGCCACUAAGAAAGUUCCGUGGUUCACCACAGCCUCUCACUCGCCGAGAGAAGCCUCUAGAAAGCAGCAGAGAGGAAGAAAGUGAGACAGUGAAGCAAGUGCUCUUGGAAGCCCCGAAACGGAAUCCAACAACCUUUGCCAAACCAAAACCUCAAAAGCCACUCCAAAACAAGGUCAGAGAUGAACAGAGCAAAGUUCAGAAGAAGUCUUUGUCCCUUUAUAAAGCGGAAGACCCCUCGGAUGAAGUUUGCAGCUUGAGCGAAACCGUGUCCACCACUACUUCAAUCACCGAGCAAGGGCAAGAAACGCGCAAAAGGGUCGAUAUAUCUCAGGCCAAAUUGCUGAAAAAUCGUUCCUUUCCCGGUGAGAGAAGAGAGAGAACAGUGCAUGGUGCAAGGAACAAUGUUGGGUCUGUGAGGCUGGUUCAGUGCGGAGACCAAACGGCUCAGAAAACGGGCAGCGGUGGAACACUUCGACGGCGAGAUCCAGCCGAGAAAUCUUUCCGGCAGUCAAGGUCGCCGGCCACUGGAGGAUCUAGGCCCGUUGUGGGUCGGAACCCAUCUGUGAGAAAAACUAACCGGUGCCCGGCAAGGGUAACAACAAGCACGGCGGGAAACGGUUGCCGGAGAAAGGAGAAUCCGGCGACGGCAAGGAAAUGGGUUUCUGGCGGCGAAUCACUGGAGAAUCCACUUGUGUCAUUGGAAUGCUUCAUCUUUAUAUAGGAUUUUGUGAAUGUGCAGCGACGGUGGUGGGUGACGCCACCAGUGAGCCACCGUUGAGUGGGUGAGCUAAGUGUGAAGUGAUGUUAUGAGUAACUCGUCAUUUAUUAUUUGUGUA